AUGGGUGUCGGGCAGGGCUCAGCUCUCUCACCUGUCAUCUCAGGGCUUUUCAUUGCUCCAGUAAUGAAGCUCUUCUACAUCAAAGCGGUGCCGCUUAACACAAUGCUGCUCUCCUUUGUGGAUGAUGGGACCAUUCUGGCCCAGUCCAAACAGCUUGAUGAUAAUAAUGUGGGCCUGCAUAAGGCCUAUAAAAUUAUCUACCUUUUAUUUGUUGCAUUCACACUUGUUCUUGAACAUGACAAGACCAAACUGUUUCACUUUUCGUGUCGACACGACACCUACAAUCCUUUGCUUGACCUGGGGUAUGCCCUGCAUACAGGUGAUACACCUCUGAAACCCAAGAUCUAUUGGAGGUACCUGGGCUUCUACUUUGACCGUGGGCUCACUUUCCAUGAGCACGUUCGCUACUAUGCCACCAAGGCAUUCACCACUGUGCAGGCCAUGUGCAUGCUCGGGAAUUCUACCAGAGGUCUCUCACCUAAACAGCAGCGCCUCCUAUACAGAUCUUGCGUGGUUCCUAUUGCCACGUAUGGUUCUCAUCUCUGGUAUUUUGAUGGCACCCAUAACAAGGGUGCCAUGAACCAGCUUAAACGGAUGCAGCAGAAAGCUGCUCUUUGGAUUACAGGUGCUUUCCGCACCUCACCCACAGGCAGUCUUGAGGCCCUAGCUGGUCUCAUACCCGUCCAUCUCAUGCUGAAGAAGCUGGCCAUGUGCGCAGUGUAUCACGUCGCUACCCUCUCAGACACCCACCCUCUUCGCUCCAUGAUGGGCAAGGGACUCCUCAAGCGGGCUGAACCCCACACCCGCUCUGCUGCCUUGAUGACCCCAGCUUUGCAGGGGAAAGUCAAGAGCACUGUUAUGGAGGUGGAUGAACGCAUCCACACCCUAACUGAGAGUUUUGAGCCCUUUGCGCCUGAAGCUCACCCCAGUGAUCGGCUACUGAACUGCUUUGCGGACCAUCUCCACUUUGACGAGCGCGAUCCUACACAGGAUAGGUGCCCAUAUCUUGAUGAACUCAUUGCGACUGUGAGGGCCAACCCUCUAACAAUACUGGCUGCGGUUGACAGCUCUGUCCCUCAGUCUAACCAGUAUCAGGCGACUUCGGCCACUAUAAUCUACAAGGGACAUCGCGAGCUCGAAAGAACUCGCUAUGUCUCUGGCAGGGUCACCACCCCAGAUGUGGAGCUCAAUGCCAUUGCGUGUGCAGUGCGCCUUGCCGUCAAGCAGGCAAACUGUCAACACAUUAUGGUCUUUACCAACUCUAUGGGCUCAGCCCACAGAGUGGUCAACCCAUCUGUGCAUUCUGGUCAGGCUUUUACCCUAUUGGUCUGUUGCAUUCUCCAGGAGUGGUUCGAGGCGGAUGAUCUCUGCCACAUCACCUUUGUCUAUGUUCCAUCUGCUCUGCAGUGGGAUAUUCAUGGGGAGGCACACAAGUACGUCACCGAACUCAAAGUCAGGGUUGGAUGUUGCAAGACAGACAAUUCUAUAGACGCACUUCGCUCUCGAGCUGCGCACUCAAGCCUGGACACAUGGGGCUCCAUGUUCCAGGAUCGUACCUACUGA
Messenger RNA from Cyclocybe aegerita, 1563 nucleotides. Lineage: Eukaryota; Fungi; Basidiomycota; Agaricomycetes; Agaricales; Hemipholiotaceae. The record is from the annotation of a GenBank genome assembly.